Messenger RNA from Symbiodinium sp. CCMP2456, 474 nucleotides. Lineage: Eukaryota; Dinophyceae; Suessiales; Symbiodiniaceae. The record is from the annotation of a GenBank genome assembly.
AUGUUGGAGCAGUGGAACUCCAACCGAAGAAUGGCACCGCUUGCCCAGAUGCUCUUUGCGAUUCUCCUGCUCUCCGUUCCAGCCACCAAGCUCUCCUCCUUGGAAGGAAUGAAUGCCACAUGUGGCAACGUCCUGUCCUAUGCCCAACGGCACAUGGCGCGCAUCGAGUCGCUGUUGCAGAAGACGUUCCUCUUCGACCUCAUCCUUCAGGAUAGCAGUGGCCUGGCGAUUCAGGAAGGCAAGGAGGCGCCGGAGAAUGGGGAUGAUGAGCCCCUGGACACCUCCGCGGAGGCCGCCCUGAAGCGCACGAUGGACGUUCUUCUGGGAGACACGGACGAGGCCAACGACCUCGAAAUGGAGGAGGCUGAGGAAGAGCCGGAAGAAGAGCCGGAGGAUGAUGUGAUCGAGGAAGAUGAUCCUGCAGAGGAGGAGCCCGCAACCCCUUCGGCGCGGAAGAAGAGGAAGACCGCGUGA